Molecule: messenger RNA, 1044 nt
Organism: Trichoderma reesei QM6a
Lineage: Eukaryota; Fungi; Ascomycota; Sordariomycetes; Hypocreales; Hypocreaceae
Exons: 1
Coding region: 1-1044 (347 amino acids)
Molecular function (GO): oxidoreductase activity
Source: RefSeq, a predicted model, not a curated record
AUGGGUGACGUCCGGCAGACAAUCAAGCAGUCGCUGCCGGUUGAUGUUAGCAAUCCAUAUGACCCAACAACCCUCAAGGGCAAGACGAUUCUCAUCACUGGUGGUGCUAAUGGCUUGGGCGCACACAUGGUUCGCCAUUGGGCAUCUCAUGGCGCCAACAUUGUCAUCGGAGACGUUGCCGACACUGCUGGUGAAGAGCUUGUGGCUUCCCUUCGAACAGCAUACCCAAAGGCGGUCUUCGAGUUUCGGCAUUGCGACGUCACAGACUGGGAAUCUCAGGUCAGUCUGUUCGACACCGCGACCGCGGCAAGUCCGCAUGGGGCCAUAGAUGUCGUGGUUCCCAAUGCUGGGGUUCUACUUCCAGGGGAGGCGACCGAAUUUGAAAAUCCCGAGUUGGCGAACGGCAAACUCCCUGAGCCCAACACAGCGACUCUCAGCGUGAAUGUCAAAGGAGUCAUCUUCACCUCACACCUUGCGCUUUAUCAUCUUCCACGGAACAAACGCUCAGAUCGAUGCCUUCUCUUUGUCGGCUCUGUGGCAUCACUGAUUCCGCUUCCAGGCCAAAGUCAGUACACCACAAGUAAACAUGCUGUUCUGGGACUCUUUCGUUCACUGCGUGGGACUGCUUCCAUGAGGGGUAUACGUGUGAAUAUGAUUGCACCAUACUAUACCGCGCAGACCAGCAUGUUACCGACGGUCGCAGAGGCUCUUCUCCUAUCUGGUUCUGCCGGGCCGGGGUCUGUCCCCGAUGUCAUUGAUGCAGCAACACGCCUAGUCGCCGAUGAAUCAAUAGUUGGUCGAGCACUUGUUAUUGGUCCGCGAUUGAAGGCUCAAGAUAUUGUUGAGGCAGUCGGUGAGGGAAGCGGCGCAUUAUUGAAGGAAGAUGUCGACCAGUCUCGGGCUAUCUGGGAAUGUUAUGCGCACGACUACGAUCAGGUGGAGACGUUUGUGAAACGAUAUCUGUGGCUUCUGAAUGCUACCGCGAGGGCCCGAGGAAUGUUUGCCUGGAUUCUAGAUAUACUGGCCAUCUGGAAGAGGGGGUGA